Messenger RNA from Sceloporus undulatus (fence lizard), 883 nucleotides. Its product is annotated as ferritin heavy chain A-like. Bases 198 to 731 code for a protein of 177 amino acids. Gene Ontology annotation, molecular function: ferric iron binding; ferrous iron binding. The transcript has 4 exons. Gene Ontology annotation, biological process: iron ion transport; intracellular iron ion homeostasis. Gene Ontology annotation, cellular component: cytoplasm. The record is from RefSeq and is a predicted model, not a curated record. Lineage: Eukaryota; Metazoa; Chordata; Lepidosauria; Squamata; Phrynosomatidae.
UGUCCGGGCAGAGCUGGGUUCUUGCUUCAACAGUGUUUGAACGGAAUCGGCUCCACUCCACCUCUUGCCCUCCUCUUCUUCUUCUUCUUCCUCCGUCUAGAACCAGCCUCUUCCCAUUUCUCCCUUGCUCCGCUUCCUAGGGAGAGAAAGAGACCCACCCACUGACUGACUGCCAGCCUUCCUUCCUUCCAGACAAAAUGGAGUCCCAGGUCCGCCAGAACUACCACCGCGACUGCGAAGCUGCCAUCAACCGCAUGGUCAACAUGGAGCUCUAUGCCAGCUACGUCUACCUCUCCAUGUCCUCCUACUUUGACCGGGAUGAUGUUGCCCUUCAACACGUUGCCAAAUUCUUCCGGUCACAGUCACAUGAAGAGCGGGAACAUGCUGAGAAGCUGCUGAAGUUCCAGAGCCAGCGUGGUGGCCGGGUACUUCUGCAAGAUGUCAAGAAGCCAGAAAAGGAUGCUUGGGGCACAACUCUUGACGCCAUGGAGGCAGCCCUUCAACUAGAAAAGAGUGUAAACAAAGCACUCCUGGAUUUGCACAGACUGGCAAGCGAACAGGGAGACCCACAUCUGUGUGAUUUCUUGGAAACACACUACCUUGACGAACAAGUCAAAGCCAUUAAAGUCCUGGGUGACUACAUUACCAACCUCCGUCGGCUGGGAUCCGCCCAGGGUGGGCUUGGAGAAUAUCUCUUUGACAAGCACACCUUGGGGGAGAGCAGCAGCUGAUCGUGUCCCCAGUUCCUGUGACCGCUCCCUCCGUGAACCCACAGAAACCAACCCACUUCCAUCACAGUUGCCGUGCCCCAGUCAAGUGGGGAUGUGUACCUGCCAUCUCUCAGUUGGCAUGCUUCCAAUAAACAAGGGUUCACCAGUUUAAA